UGUAUUCUUCUAGGUUUACCUGGUUUAAUGCAAAGAACCGUUGCUCGUCAAGUCGAAUUAUCCUGUCCUGUUGGGGCUGGACGCUUUGGAGAGGUUUGGCUCGGGCACUGGAGGGGUGAAGCUGUUGCGGUUAAGCUUUUCAAUACACGUGAUGAGCAGUCGUGGCAGAGAGAGGUAGAAAUUUACGAAACAACUUGGCUCAGACAUCCGAAUAUUCUUGCAUAUAUUGCUUCAGAUUGCAGAGAUGUAGGGGUUGCACUUCAGCUGUGGCUCAUUACUGAAUAUCAUGAAUUUGGUUCUUUAUACGAUUAUCUGAUGGAAAAAUCCGUCACCCCUCCAGUUGUGGCGAAAAUGAUCAGGAGCAUUGCUAGUGGCCUCUCAUUUCUCCAUUUUGAAUUGGAGAAUAGCAGCCAUAGUCAAAAACCGGCUAUUGCGCAUCGCGAUAUAAAGUCCAGGAACAUAUUAGUAAAGUCGGAUAAGACUUGUGCGAUCACAGAUUUUGGUCUCGCAGUUAAAUUUGAAAAUGGAAAAGUUGAUCUUCCCAAUAAUUCGAAAUGCGGGACAACUCGCUACCUUUCACCAGAGUUACUUUUGGAUAGCUACGACCUGAAGAACUUUGAAUCUCAUAAGAUGUCUGAUGUGUACGCCAUGGGGCUCGUAAUGUGGGAACUCCUUCGCAGAUGUGAAAUAGAUGGUUUUUUAGAUCACAUUUCAAGCUAUGAAUUGCCUUAUUUUGACUGUUUGUCACGGGAGCCGACGCUAGAGGACAUGAAGCGAGUUUUGCUGGUCGAAAGACGUCGCCCAGUUCCUUGCCAGUAUUGGAAGAAAAAUUUCGUGAGUCUUGAAUGUUUUUCAAACAUUCUUGAAGUUCUCAUCUUGUUCAUAGUGUUUGCUUCAGCUUACUCUUUUAUUGUAUCAGUCAUGUUGUAA
Enterobius vermicularis (human pinworm) is the source of this 930-nucleotide messenger RNA. The record is from the annotation of a GenBank genome assembly. Lineage: Eukaryota; Metazoa; Nematoda; Chromadorea; Rhabditida; Oxyuridae.